AACGAUCUUCCAACCGUGUUGUAGUUGAUUUCGCCUCUUCCGGAAGUCUCUGGUCUCCAAGUUUCGCUCGACCUUUUGUGCGCAGAGACCCAAAAGCACCUGUUUUCCCGUGGGAGAUGUCCAUGGCGCCGCUGGGUGAUGACAUCGCUGCCGACAUCAGUGCGCUCCAUAGUUCCUCUGCGUUAGUGCGGCUGGCUGCCCUCUCCGCGCUGCGCGGCCGACCGGUUGCCGAGCUGCAACCCUUUGCAGAACAGCUGCUGCCUAUGGUGGCUGAUUCCGUCUCUGAGGUGCGGAUGCUUGCAUGUGAGCUUGUGGCCUCGCUGGAGCAGCCAGGAGGAACCCCUGCCGUACCGUUGCAGGGAAAUGCGAGGGAGGAUGUGCCUGCAGAGCCGGUGGUCCGCGAAGAUGAACAGGCAAAAGCGCUUCGGUGUGGCAAAACCUGGAAGUGCCUCUGUGUGCCGGGCUUUGGAGUUGAACCCUAUAAUGAGGAUGAGAUGGGAUUUGCUGACUACCAAAGAAAUCAGCCCGCUGCAGAGGCCUCCUCCUCUCAAAGCCCACAGGACUUUGUGUGGCCGAGGGCAGACCGAGUUGGGCGGAAGUUGCCGGCUUGGAAAGUUCCAAAGACUUCCAGCCCCAAGUCACAGGCAGAGGGACAGGAUGAAUUUGUGAGUCCCGCCUUGGAGAACUACCUGAGCUCUGAGCCUGAACUACAUUGGGUGGUUCGAGAUGCUUUGGCAUUUACGCCAAAGCCUUUGCAGGGUGAUGUCCUGAUACGGCUCUUGGCCAAUCAUGACUCGGGUGUGCGGCAGAGUGUGUUACUGGCUCUCCGACGCUUGGUGCCAAUCUACUGGUCGCGUCAUGCGGAUCGUGUCUCGGAGAUGUUGCUGGACCGAAUCCCAGAGAUUCGAAUGGCCGCUCUAAUUGCUCUUUUUCAUUUGGAUGCCAGUGAUUUGGAGCGCCAGGCCCCGAAGGUGGUUGCCUCACUUCGGGACAAACUGUGGCCGGUGCGCGAAGCUGCGUUGCAGACGUUGCGGAAGCUGCGACCACAACAGCUGUGCCGCUGGUCGCAUCAGGUCCUGCGAUGCAAGUUGGACUGGCACCUCCGAGUGCGCUGUGCUGCACAACGGGUCUUAGAGAGAUUAGAUCCGGGUGUCUUGGCAGAUCUCGCCUGCCGCGGCGCGCGUGGUGGAGUGGCCCACAAAUGGUCGUCAGGGUCCGGGGUUUCAGCAUGAAGCUCUGAAAAGAAAGGAAUUGAAACAUAGCCCUCAUGCU
Messenger RNA from Durusdinium trenchii, 1272 nucleotides. Lineage: Eukaryota; Dinophyceae; Suessiales; Symbiodiniaceae. The record is from the annotation of a GenBank genome assembly.